AUGAACAGAGUGACAAUUGCCAAACGUUUCACGUCCACUGCUGUUAAGACGACCCAUGCCCCACUGUCGGCAGCACAAGCAGCAUAUCUCGAACGGGUUAUACGGGUCGACCAGGCGGGCGAGUUGGGUGCAGACCUCAUCUAUGCGGGACAGUACCUGGCCUUGUCUCACAACAAGAAGGUCAAGCCCGUCAUCAAACAUAUGUGGGAGCAGGAAGUUGUUCACCGGACCACGUUCAACGAGCUGCAGGUGCAACAUCGGGUGAGGCCUUCUAUAUUGACGCCCAUUUGGAAGGUUGGAGCGUUUGGAUUAGGAUUUGCGACGGGGUUUAUGAACAAGGAGGCGGCCAUGGCAUGCACAGAGGCUGUGGAGACGGUCAUUGGCAGCCAUUACAACCAGCAACUACGUGUUUUAAGCAACAACUUUGGAGAUAUCAAGGAAUUAGACACUGGUAAAUACACCGAUUCUAAAGAGGUGACGAAUUUGAAAAACACAAUUAUGAAAUUCAGAGAUGAAGAGCUGGAACAUUUGGAUACAGCCAUCAAGAACGACUCGCAUAACGCUCGUCCAUAUUGGCUAUUGACAGAAACUAUCAAGGGGAUAGUUAAAGGUGCCGUUUUCACCGCAGAACGUAUCUGA
Messenger RNA from Pichia kudriavzevii, 639 nucleotides. RefSeq lists its product as uncharacterized. Lineage: Eukaryota; Fungi; Ascomycota; Pichiomycetes; Pichiales; Pichiaceae. Gene Ontology annotation, biological process: ubiquinone biosynthetic process. Gene Ontology annotation, cellular component: mitochondrial inner membrane. The record is from RefSeq and is a predicted model, not a curated record. The transcript has a single exon. The coding region runs from base 1 to 639 and encodes 212 amino acids. Gene Ontology annotation, molecular function: 3-demethoxyubiquinol 3-hydroxylase activity.